AUGUCAGCUGCAGCAACCAGGAGCCGCAGGUCGGCAACCGUCGCCGCCACAGCACCCUCAUCCUCAUCAGCCUACCACCCAAACCCAUCCGGCGCCCCGCCACCACCACCACCCUCGAACCACCCCAAGCAGUCUGUCCAAGCCUACAGUUCACAACAAAUUCAAAUUCAACUUCCUAACCAACUUCCUCCCCGCCCAGACUACAACAGUUACGACAGUGAUUCUCAACAGCUUCAGCAUUCUUCCACUGGGUCCGACUUGUACAGUCAACAACAACAACCACAGCAACAUCCAGCACAUACAACACAGCAACAACCCCAGCAGCAAGAGAAUUGGUCAGAGUACAAUUGGAGAAACAUCUUUGACGCAGCGUUGGUCAAGGCCCAGCAGGCUGUCCAGCUGGACGAGUUGGGCGAGACCGUCUUGGCGACUCAGUUGUAUGCCCAGGCGGCUAAUGAUCUUGGACGUGUGAUCCCCUUGUGCGGGAGCGAGAAGAAGAAGCAGUCUAUGCUGACCAUCCAAGCCAUCUACCUCGACAGGGUCCAGCAACUCAAGACCGCCGCAAAGGCAAACGCCGCUUCAAAAAAGGCAUUUGCUCCCGCACUUCCCCCACAGGUGCCCGAGGAGGAUACCCGUUACAACCACCAACAACGGACAAUGGCCAACCAACAACAGCAGCAGGAGGACCAUUAUCAACACCAAUAUCACCACCAACAGCAACAGCAGUACCCAGCUCAGGAGUAUUACCUGCCCCAGCCUUCCUACCAGCCAUCCCCAGAGCAGUACCACCCCGUUCAGGACCCCUACCAACAGCAACUCCAGCAACAGCUCCCCUAUCAACCUCCUCCGCCUCCAAUUGAUCCUCAAACCAGCGAAAAAGAAAAGGAGAGUGGUGGGUUCAAGCUGUUUGGAAAGAAAAGGUCCAAAACUCAGAUGGACGACUACGCACAACAACAGCAACAGCAACAGCAACAGCAACAGCAACAGCAACAGCAACAGCAGCAGCAACCAAUACAGGAUAACAAUUACAAUCAUGCAACUUACAACGACUACAACAGCAAUAUCAACGAAGGGUACAUUUCUCCACCCUAUUCAGAGCCCCAAAAGGCAACGGGCUCACCUGCGACAUUGGUCACACCGGUUUUCAUGAACCAUACCCAGACUCCUUCACCAACACCACUCAUCGCAUCCAAUAACAACAACAACUCGCCAGCGAUCGAGACUCCACCUACCGAACAACUGGCCAAAUCCUCGCGCUGGAAGCCCUUUGGGAAAAAGAAGUCAAAGUCGUUCUCCGCGGGCGAGACGAGUUCUGGACCUUACCGUUCCCCCAACGAUUACGAAAUCCCAACACCACCAUUGCCCAUGAGUGCACAGCAGCAGCAGCAGAACUUGGUGGAUCCUGGUGAUCACGCGGAUGCUUAUUCGCAGCAGCAGCAUGCCGAUUGGUUCAUUGGUAACGACGAUGGACCUAUGCCAAUGGAUGAGUAUGAGCAGCAUACGCGAUAUUACGACGAGGAUGAAGAGGAGGAUGUCGAUCCUUACUACAUUGCCGAUAACAGGGGUCGUGCCCAAGCCUAUGAGGGCAAGGAUGCUGGAAGGCAACCAUCGCUGAGCAAGGCUCCUUCCAAGGAGGAAAUUCUGAGAGAUAGCAGGAAGAAACCGACCCUCAACCACCAGGCAUCCUCUUACUCCAACGAGCAGUCAUUCACGCCUUCAUUCGGUCCUAUUGGAGGGAAUGGGGCUGCCUACUCGGAGGAGCCUGCUGUGUACUACCAUGGCAAUGGAGCCGUGACGGACGAGCAGAUGUUUACGGCUGCUUAUGAUGACGGCUACGACUAUGACGUCAACCAGCAGAGUCAAUAUGACGGCCGAUACCAGCAACAACAGCAGCAAGAACAGUAUCCUCAGCAGCAAGGAGCGCCUUUUGACCCAAACGUACUGAUGCAGCAUCAGCAUUCGCAAUACAGUCAGGAUCCCAGUCUGCAACCAGUUCCUGUCGAUGCAGAGGCUGAACCGGAGGAGAAAUCCAACACCAAGAACAAGUGGUUCGGGAAGAAGAACAAGAAAAAGGACCCAUCAGCAGAGAAGUAUGAGGAUGUCGCCAAGCGUAUGGACGAGGCAUUGUUUGGAGGAGGUGGAUCAUCGUCUCGUAAGAAAGACAAGAGCAAGAACAAGAACAAGGACAAGAAGAGUGAAGCCGCCGUCGAUUCGACAGCCGUCCAUGCACAACUACCAUUGCAGCCUCAUAUGUUAGAGCAGCGAACGAGUACGCUGCCACCACCUCGCAAAGCCUCUCUGGAGUACGAUAUCCGUCAGUUCAGUUUCGAGCGCAGCGCAAGUCUCGAUGUCGGCCUUACGAGAGAAACUCAGCAUCAACAACAGCAACCACAGAUGUCUAGCGUCACAGCUAAUACCACCGCAGCUCCUAUGGAGUCGACUUCCGACGAGUUAUACCCUCCAGGACCAGCGUUGACUCAGGCUCCCUCGACUCCCAAAGCCAUGAUGCCUGUUACCUAUGCCCCCAGGACAAUGUACGAGCCCAAGACUGCCUACGCUCCAGCCUCCAAGAAGCCACUCCCUCAAGCCGAGGAGCUCAUCUCUGAGCCUGUACAGCUCCCCUCGGGUCUGGGCCUGGAUCUGGGUGCAACCUUCCAGCAACAGGAGCAACAGCAUGGAACUGCCGAUAGCAUCCACAGCCAGGACGAUGGUUCACUGUUGAGUCCUGAUUCAACCAAAAAGGCCAAAUCUCGACCAUUCAACUUGUUCAAGAGUAAGAAGAGCAACAGCAAGCUCUCGUUGGAGGACGGCUCGCCCCUCUCGCCUACAUUUGGUGCCAACGACGAUUCCAAGUCGGUUCACAGUGACAAGACGAGGAAGAGCUCUAUCCAGAGCAACGAUCGCAAGGCAAUUGAUGCUGCAGCCUCUGGGGCCUUUUCCAAGUAUGGAGGCAAGAAGAUGGAGAGCGACGAGUACGUGCCUUAUGAGUACCAGGAGGAGGUCGAAGGACCUUUGAUGGAGCGUGUUCCUGUCCGCGAGAACCGAGAUAUCAUUGGAUUCGUCCUGCCUGUGGAAGAGAUUAUCGACUACACCGCCGAGGGUACUGAUGAGGUCGCAGCUCUUGAGAACUGGGAUUCUUGGGUCAACCAACUCGAGUCGUUCGAAAAGGUGCUUGCCGAUAAGGGUGAGAAGAAGGACAAGAGCAAGAAGUCCAAGAAGGCUGCCAAGAAGGCCGCUAAGGAGGAAGCCGCCGCUGCUUCGGCGCUUACUUCCCCGGUGACACCCACCUCACCUAUGGGUUCUUUCAAGGCAAACCGUUCCAGUAUUUUCGGCAGCAGUGGUAUGAGUGAGCACCGUCCCAUGAGUGUCAGCGACGAGUCGACCCGGACAUCCAUGUACUCGACCCGGUCGAGCGCCGUCUUUGGGGCAGAGCUGAUGUCCGUCCAACAAGCCAAGCGAAAGUGGUGGAACCCCAAGCGCAAGGAGACUACCUCGGUGUAUAGCAGCGUCUCGGACUCGUUUUCGGUCUCGGAGCAGGAUCAGGAAAAAUACUUGUCUUCGCUCCUGCAGAACUAUCAGGACGCGCCACCUUUGUCUCCUUCCACGCCCACCGACCCAGGAACCUUGCAAAGUCAGCUUGAUCAACACCAACGCGUCACGACGGCAGAUGUCUUGGCAGUCAUGGCAGCCGCUGAGGAGCGGGAGAACCGUGAGCGCCAGGAGGCGUUGAAUGCGCUUUUGGAGACGGAUGGUACCAACCGUGGCGGGGCGAGCCUGUCCUUGCCUUUGCCACAGGUGGGAUCGAUAACCUCGUCCACCCUCAGCACCCAGGAGCUCACACCCGUCGAGAGCUCCGAAAUUGUUGUUGCUUCGGUCGUCCCUGUCACGGCCAAGUCCACCAAUGUCGAGAGGGACGAGAAUGGGGGAGAGGAGGACGAGCUUGACGUUGUGGCACCUAUGCCACCCCAGGUCGUCAAGGCCAAGGCCAAGGGCACAAAAGCCAAGCUGCUCCCGAUUUCGACACCAUUGGCGCAGAUCCUCAAAAUCCAGAAUCCUGAGGAGCUGUGGUUGUAUGUCCAGCAGGCCAAGACGUAUGCGACGACCAGGAUGAACAAGGGCGACAAGAGGUCGGCUGCGAUCGCAUUGAAGCGUGCUCAGGCUCUUGAGGCUCGCUGGCAGGAGAUUAUGUUGGAGCUGGCGUCGAGUGAGGAGGAUGAUGAUGAGCUGUUGGAUGACGAUGAGGAUGACGAUGAUGAUGAUGAUGACGAUGAGGAGAGCGAGGAGGAGCCAGAAGUCAAGGUCGUGCCAAAGUCUGAGGCCAAGACAGUUGCCGUAACGCCACUGGUCGUGAAGACGUCUGACAAGAAGGCAGCUAAGGUUGAGGAAGAGCAGCAACAGAAGCUCAAGUCUCCAGUCACACCGGCCUCUACCAAGGUGACGACGAUCUAUCCGGUCGAGGAGGAAGGCGAGGGUGAGGAUGCAGGUGAGGAGCGUCGUCGACUUCACUUGCGCAAGGUCACCAGCCGGAGUGAUAGUGCGUCCGACAUGUUCUCCAAGUACAAGGUUGGCAACAAGUCUGCUGGUGGCUCCUCCAAGAACACGUUGGCGGCGUCGACUGAAGAGGCCGCAGAGGAUGACGAUGCUUCUGACACUGAUGAUGACGAUGAUGAAGGUGGCGAGAGUGAGACGGAGAGUGGAGCGAAGAAGGGCAAGGGCAAGGGUUGUAACAAAUCGUUGCUGUCGAUCCGCGAUUCGCGGCUGGGUGCGGAUGCUACGAUAGAGCAAAUGCUUGAGACGACGGAUGUGGAGCAUUUGAAGUUUUAUAUCCAGCGGAUGAAGACGGAUACGGUUGCCAAGGCGAGGAAUGGGAGCAAGUUUGCGGCGUUGGAGGGGAUGAAGAACGUGAAGGUUUUGCAGCAGCGGCUUACUGAGUUGGAGGAGGAUGAUAGUGAGGAUGAGGAGAAGGAGGAAGAUGAAGAGGGUGGUGGGCAGGUUGAGGCUGCAGCUGCUUGA
Linnemannia hyalina is the source of this 5013-nucleotide messenger RNA. The record is from the annotation of a GenBank genome assembly. NCBI's taxonomy places the organism in Eukaryota, Fungi, Mortierellomycota, Mortierellomycetes, Mortierellales, Mortierellaceae.